UAAAGGGAACAGAGAGUAAAGAGGGAGGAGAGGUUUAUUCAGAGACAGAAGUUUGAGAUCUACGUUUCACACACACAGCCGGGAGAGAAGAUAUCACUCACAGACAAACAGAUACAAUGCUGCUCCAAGCGAGCGUGCUGAUUGGCCUGCUGUGCCUGAGCCAUACGGGCGGUGUCUUGGGUUUCGCCCGUCUGCAGGAUGAAGUGGAGCUACGUUCGGCGUUCUCCGUCGCUCGCACCAACAGCAUGGAGGGCGGGCCCAAGAUGACAGUGACCUUUGACGCUGUGUAUGUCAACAUCGGUGGGGAUUUUGACCCCAAAGCUGGCAUGUUGCGCUGUCGUAUCCCCGGGGCCUACUACUUCUCCUUCACAGUGGGAAAGUUUCCACACAAAGACCUGUCAGUGAUGCUGAUGAAGAACAGGAACGAGGUGCAGGCCAUCGUGUACGAGGAAAACGCCGGAGAGGAGAGAAAGGUGCAGAGUCAGAGCGUGAUGCUGCAGCUCGACUUCGGCGACACCGUCUGGCUCCGCCUCCAUGGUGACCCUCGCUACGCGCUCUACAGCAACACCGGGCACUACACCACCUUCAACGGCUACCUCGUCUACCCUGAUACCUACGGCUACCAGACACACCACCACCAGCACCCUCCUGCCUCCAACUCCCAGCAGCCCCUGCAGGAGAACAACCCCCUGUCAGACGAUAACCAGGGCACAGAGCAUGAAGUGUCUGCAACAAGAGACACACAGGAGGAGAGGGUGCAACAUACUGAGGAAGAGGAGGAUGAGGAUGAUGAUGAGGAGGAUGACCAGAGGUCUGCUUUCUCUGUUGGACGCACCCAAAGCAUUGUGGGAGUCAACCAGGUGGGCCUGCCGCAGCACCAGCCAGUCAGCUUCGACACCGCCUUUGUCAACAUCGGAGAGGACUUCAACGUGACCGAGGGUUUGUUCACCUGCCGCGUGCCCGGCGCCUACUACUUCUCCUUCAACGUGGGCAAGCUGCCGCAGAAGACGCUGUCUGUGAAGCUGAUGAAGAACCACCUGGAGGUGCAGGCGAUGAUCUACGACGACAGCGUGGGGGAGAAAGCUCUGCAGAGUCAGAGCCUGAUGCUGUCGCUGAAACCCGGAGACACGGUCUGGCUCUACUCGCACCAGAGAGACGGCUUCGGGGCCUACAGCAACCACGCCAAGUACAUCACCUUCACCGGCUUCCUGGUCUACCCAGACUUCCCCACAACCACCACCUCCACCAACACGGCCACCGGCAGCCAGUCAGAAAAGAAACCCUAGCUGCAGCACACAAUGAUACAGACUGAACAUUGUCAGAGGAAUUCAUGCAAAGUGGGAAAAGUCUCAGAGUCCAGAAAAGUCGCUGGGCAGAUUAUGAACUGUGUGUAAACACUCAUCAUGAAUGUUUUCUGUGAAGCUUCCUCUUCAUAUGAAUUCCUUUGCAAAGUCACAGAGACCUUGAACCUUGAGUGCAGAGCUUAAAUGAAAAUCUCUUCAUUUCCCAGGUAAUGGUUUCCCAGGAAAUAACUUCAUCACACUCAAAUGUGGACCCUGAAGGACUGCAAUCGUGAACUCUGAAAUGAAAAUUCAGUCCUUACCUGCUCUCCUCUGUGUCAGCGUAACUCUCAAUUAAAUGGGAACGGCCACCGCCGAAACAUUGGAAAUGAUUCCAUCUAUUUUACAGCUCAAAGACUCCUCUCUGCCCAGUUUCAGUGCACCGUGAUUUAAGUGGACACGCAUCUUUUCAUCCUCUGGUGGAAGGAUGUCGGAUCCAAAACUUGCAGCCAACAACUCCCCUUUAAAGUGAAAACAAAGACUCAAUCCAGUCUAAUUAUCAGACCUAAGAACAAAUUGAAUGCUGUUUUAUUGAACAGUAAGCCAGGAUUGUUAAAUUGGAGCCGUCUUGGCCCCAUUUCUGAGACAUUUUGGGGGAAGUUUCUAAGUGGGACAAAAAGUUUUGGAGUUGCUCCAGUAGAUUGCUUCAGCUGGUGAUUGCAAGACGUUCUGUUAUGACUACAAAAUAAUCCUCAGAGCAAAUUGGCCUGAUCGGCACGGCUGUGGCUCAGUUGGCAUAGUCGGUCAUCUCAACCAAAAGGUUUGGGGUUCAAUCCCCAGCUUCUGCAGCUACAUGUCCAAUGUGUCCUUGGGCAAGACACUUAACCCUGAAAUUGCUGACGCUAAAACCCUGAAUAAUCCUUACAGCAAUAUACAUUUAUAGAACUAAACAACUACUAGCCUUGCUGCCAUCACUGCGUCUUCUUAAAGACUACCAGCUGGAGCAAUCACUCGGAGUGAUCCUGUGCUUUAAAUGAAAAAUAUGUAAAAGAAAUCCCAGAUUUCCCCCUAGGUGUGGUAUCAGAAAGUGUAACAAUCCAACAUGAGUUUUAACUGACACGGAGGCGAGGGAGUAAUCACAGAACUUUGAUUUUACAGUGAAAUAUUUCUGUAAGUGCAUUUGUUAUCCUCGUCACUGACUCUGUGUUUCUGCUUGUGUGUAAAAAAAAAAAAAAAAGUCUUUAUUUUUCUUUAUGUCUUUGGAGGCAUGUGAAAACAAUAUGCACAGUGUGUUCUGUGUCAAAAUGAGUUUUUCUUCUCUUCACUCUUGAGCGUUUUCUCGGCCACAGCGGGAGCAGAGGACAGCGGGACGAACCGACACAGUUCUGUUCAAAAAGUGCAGACUGCAUAUCCAUCCCGUAUACCGACUGUUGACCACAUGCCGCCUCUGGGCCUGCUGAGAUCUGGACCGUAAUUUGAUUCUAAUUUGAGCAGCGUUUAAAUCAUUUCUUCAGAUGGCGACCACUGUGGGGGAAAUUGAAGUGCUUCUCUCGGGGCCCGCUGUAAUAUGCAUGUCUGUUUAAUUUCACGCCGCUCGGAGGAAGAUGACGCUGUUCAAAUGUGAUGAACCUCGACUUUAUGAAAUCACCGACUGUGCUGCAGAGGCACCAUGUGAAGUGAUACUUUGCAGUGAUUUAACGUUGACAUUUACUUUUUCAUCAGAGUUAACUGGAUGAGAGUUCUGGAAUAGUUAAAUUCUGACAUGAACUGUGGUCUCAACACACCAGUGAGCUGUUUACUUACUCAGCAGAAAGAGAGCUCUGUUUCCACUUUAAUUAAGUCACAUUGUAAUAUAUUGAACUAAUCAGUUUUUUGUGUUUUGUGCUGAAAGGAUUGAAAAAGGACAUUUUGAAUUCCAUCCAUCUAUCCAUUUUCUUCCGCUUAUCAGAGGUCGGGUGGCGGUGGCAGCAGGCACAGGAAGUCAACCCAGACUUCCCCUCUCCCCAGCAAUGUUUUCCAGCUCCUCCUGGGGGGAUUCCAAAUACAAACCCUGAGUUGGUGGUGACCAAAACAGAGGCUUAAAGGCCCUGACGCAUCAAGGAGAUCAUCGGCCGUGGGUCCUAAUUGGACCGUCGGUGAGCGGUCGUCGCCCUCGUUUUUGCGGUGUGUCCCGCUCCAUCACUAUCCGUCGGCCCCCGUCUUCCUUUUUUCGGUCGGAGAGAGUAAUGUUCCAAGGUUUCAUUUAUCUCCAGCUCUCGACACAGGUUCAGGAAAGCCCCUUGAGCAUGCCGCUGUAGUAUCCAUGAAGACAUGAAAAUGGUCUUCUCGUAUCCUAACAAAGGACUACCGCCGCCUGCUGGCAUGGAGAGUUAUUUCCUCUCAGACAUGAGUAGAAUGUACGUGGUGGUUGGCCGUCAGCUGUAGUCUUUGCGGUGUGUUCAAGUGCAAUUUUUUGGCAAAAGCAAAAGGCACCCUGAGGCGACGUCACAGUCGGCCUUUGUCUCCACUAGUUCUUUGCCGUCUGCUUGGUGUGUCAGGGCCUUUAAACACAGUGAAUGAUGGUUUUAUACUCACCAGAUUCACACAAGCACAACUUGUAAUACGUUUGAUAAGUUAAGUGGUCCUCCAAAUAAGUCACAAGCUUCCAAUGUCUCUUAAGACUAUAUCUGGCAGGAGCAAAAGAUUUGAUAUGUCCAUGUUGAAGUCAUGACGACUAUGGAAGGGGGUCUCAGCUGAAAGGACUCCUGCAGGUCCUGGAACAGACUUUUAAAACCACCAGGUUCGUUUUUUAAAACGUGUGUCAUGCUAAGAAGCUUCCAUUAAACCUAAGUAGCAUUUUUUUUAAAAGCUUGUGGAAGGCAAUACUCUAAAAUAGCUGAUGCAGGACAGAAGCUUUCUCAACUCGGGGUCCGUUGACCCUUGAGGGGUCCUUGAGGAGGUUGCAGGGAUUCCCCAGAAAAUGUGGACAUAUUUAGGUUUGUCAUUUACUUGAAGACGUUGGCCCAACAAAGGGAAUAAUGACCUUUCUGUUCAUAGCUUUCACAAUCAUCACCGUGAACUGAUCAGUAUAAAAUAUUGACGGUAAUGGAAUAACAAAAUCUCAUCAAGUAAAUGUCUGCAGCCUGAUGUGCAUCAGUUGGGCACCUUGAGAGUCACUAAAGAAAAUAAAAGCACACUAAGAAAUGUACUAUGAUCUGUAAAAAACAUUAAAAAAAAUCUAUCUAAUACUUUCAGGAUAAGUCUGGAAAGCUGAAUUUUUCUCUGUCACCUCUCAGUGAUCUCAUCGUCAGCGGGAAAUGGUCUCACACCUUCUCCAAAAACUAAUAAGAGACAGUUACUCUCUGGAGUCACACUCUCAGCAGGACUCUCUCUCUCUCCUCACACUGUUACUAAUCGACAAUUUCCUGUCCUCCGCGGCUGCACUGACUUCUCAGAAAGUGACAACACUUUGGACAAUGAGAUAAUUUCGUUUUUCACAGUAUGAAAUUAAACUGUGACUGUGCCUCAUUUCAGAUCGUAAUGUAUUCUGUCACAGUCAGACCCUUUGGUGGUUUCUCCAUCCCAGCCUCACAGGAGCUCUGCUUUCAGUUUCACCUUCAGACGGCGCUGACCCAGUUAGACAAACCGGUGUGUGAAGGUGAAAGUUGGUAAUGAAAACACAGAGUUCGUUCACUAUGGUGUCAGAAGCACUUUUGAUAUGCAUGCACGUAACUGAAACUGCAGUGAGUUAAAAAAAAAUAAUGAAGAUGUCUGAGCAGCUUCACAGGCUCAAUCUGCGCCUGUUAACUGUCAUCCAGAGAUUUAUCUGUACAGUUCCUGACAUUAUGUUGGAUGUUUCUGGUCUGUGCUUCUUUAUUUCUGAUUGAACUGAUGACGAUCGAUCAUUCUGUAUUAGAAACUAUGUCGAGCAGACGUGGGUCGUUUGUUAAAUAUGAAAUACUUCCUGGUUGUUGCCAGGGGCGUGUCCAGAAGGAUGGUGGCAUAGGCCCCCCUUAAAAUUUGAUUGGCCACCCCGGGUGCCACCCCAAAUACCUGAACUAUAAUUAGCUAUAUGUCUUGUUGGAGGGGAGGACUUGUGUUACAAUCAACCAUAGGGCCAUAGGAAGUAAAAAUCCUAUUAAAGUUCUUCAUAGCGGACAUGAUUUUUAGCCAUGUCAUAACCAUCCAAGUUAGGCUGACCACGAGCUACCUGAGUGUGAAACGAUGGUUUAUGAUCUUGUAGGAGACACAAGUUUGUAUGAUAUCAACCUCGUUUUAAGAAAAACAAGAGUUAGUCACGAUAUGGGGGCAAAGAACUACUCUACUUACGAUCAUAGAGUGUCACAGCGAUGUCUCUGAUUGGUUUAGCUUGCUGUUUCCAUGGCAAUGUUUCCCGCCUCUCUGUGCCAUGUGCGAAACCAGACAGUUUCAACCGGUUAGCUAGCUGGUUAGUCACCUAACACGAAACGUAGGCUACUAAUAACCUUCCUAUACUCACAAAAUACAAACUGCAAGAUAUAUUAAUUAGAUUAGAUUAGAAAACUUAAUUGAGCUCCAGCGGGGAAACAACGACAAAAGUUACUUUUAAGAGGAAACUAUAUCAUUUGCAAUGGAUUGUGGGAUGUGUAGUUCCUGGACUCCGGACGAAAAUUAUGUACACAGUCCUGUACCUUUGCCUUUUUCUCAGUUUUUAAUGACGUUUUGGCGCCAAAUUAAAUUAACUACAGUCAUAUGUUUUGGGGUAGCUGGUUGUCUUGGCUCCAGGCUUCAAUCUCUUGAUUUAAGAAUUCAGUGAAAAAUCAAGGGAGGAUUUGAAAGGGGAAAUUUACUUCCGGAAACAGAGCCGCCGAAAAAGUGGGCAGUCACUGUUGCCCUCUAUUUGGACUGUGUCGCAAACUGACAGACUUGAAAAAAUACAUUUAUCUGCAACAUUUUGGUACUAAAUAAUUUCCAUGAGUUGCAGUGUGCAGGACUUUUCCUGCAGUUAUUUUAAGUAUGUAAAAUUGUAACUUUGGACAUUAUGUUGGGUUUUUUAAAUCCUUAAAUUUAAAACUAAAUUAAGCCACAGGGAUUUUAAUGGUGCUGCCAUGUCUGUUUAGUUAACAUGUGAAUGAUACUUUACUGUAAGUAGUUAUAAAUCAAUGGACACCCCAGGAAAGUCUGGACACGCCCCUGGUUGUUGCCUCUUAAUCUUGGCAGACAAGCCAAAGAGGAACGGGAAAAACAACAACACCAAAUGAUGGAAAAAUAAGUAAAAGAAAAACUAAACAACUUGUUGACCCACGUGUUGUUUUCAGUAGUCCGGCUCAUGUUGACUCUUUGAAAUGUUUUGAGUAUUUCUUUGGUGUAAACUGAAUGCUUCAAUGAACAUGUUUGACUGAAUAAAAAACAGAAAAGUAAA
Labrus bergylta (ballan wrasse) is the source of this 6660-nucleotide messenger RNA. RefSeq names its product C1q and TNF related 4 (gene c1qtnf4). The record is from RefSeq and is a predicted model, not a curated record. NCBI's taxonomy places the organism in Eukaryota, Metazoa, Chordata, Actinopteri, Labriformes, Labridae. Gene Ontology annotation, molecular function: protein binding.